Trichomycterus rosablanca is the source of this 1518-nucleotide messenger RNA. Its product is annotated as zinc finger protein 271-like. Gene Ontology annotation, biological process: regulation of DNA-templated transcription. The record is from RefSeq and is a predicted model, not a curated record. Lineage: Eukaryota; Metazoa; Chordata; Actinopteri; Siluriformes; Trichomycteridae. The transcript has 2 exons. Gene Ontology annotation, molecular function: RNA polymerase II cis-regulatory region sequence-specific DNA binding; DNA-binding transcription factor activity, RNA polymerase II-specific. The coding region runs from base 1 to 1518 and encodes 505 amino acids.
AUGUCUGAUGACUGGGGUGUACUUGGGGAGCAGGAACAAAGACUGGUGAUCAGACUGACCCAGGUGGGGGAGGGGUGGAGCUUUGUAGGAAACGUCUGCUCACAGUGUGGGAAGAGCUUCAGUACCCAGGGUGCUCUCACAAGACACCAGCGCAUUCACACUGGAGAGAAACCGUAUCAGUGCUCACAGUGUGGGAAGAGUUUUUAUCAAGAGGGUCAUCUCAAAAUACACCAGCGCAUUCACACUGGAGAGAAACCAUAUCAGUGCUCACAGUGUGGAAAGAGUUUUAAUAUACAGAGUAAUCUCAAAUUACACCAGCGCAUUCACACUGGAGAGAAACCGUAUCAGUGUUCACAGUGUGGAAAGAGUUUUAAUAGACAGAGUGCUCUCAAAACACACCAGCGCAUUCACACUGGAGAGAAACCAUAUCAUUGCUCACAGUGUGGAAAGAGUUUUAAUGGACAGAGUGCUCUCAAAACACACCAGCACAUUCACACUGGAGAGAAACCGUAUCAGUGCUCACAGUGUGGAAAGAGUUUUAAUCAACAGAGUGAUUUAAAAAGACACCAGCGCAUUCACACUGGAGAGAAACCCUAUCAGUGUUCACAGUGUGGAAAGAGUUUUAAUCAACAGAGUGCUCUCAAAACACACAAGCGCAUUCACACUGGAGAGAAACCAUAUCAGUGCUCACAGUGUGGAAAGAGUUUUAAUAUACAGAGUAAUCUCAAAACACACAAGCGCAUUCACACUGGAGAGAAACCAUAUCAGUGCUCACAGUGUGGAAAGAGUUUUAAUGGACAGAGUAAGCUCAAAACACACCAGCGCAUUCACACUGGAGAGAAACCAUAUCAGUGCUCACAGUGUGGAAAGAGUUUUAAUCAACAGAGUGCUUUCAAAAGACACCAGCACAUUCAUACUGGAGAGAAACCGUAUCAGUGCUCACAGUGUGGAAAGAGUUUUAAUCAACAAAGUGCUUUCAAAAGACACCAGCACAUUCACACUGGAGAGAAACCAUAUCAGUGCUUACAGUGUGGAAAGAGUUUUAAUAUAAAGAGUGAGCUUAAAAUCCACCAGCGCAUUCACACUGGAGAGAAACCGUAUCAGUGCUCACAGUGUGGGAAGAGUUUUAAUCAACAGAGUGCUUUCAAAAAACACCAGCGCAUUCACACUGGAGAGAAACCGUAUCAGUGCUCACAGUGUGGAAAGAGUUUUAAUCAACAGAGUGUUCUCAAAAUACACAAGCGCAUUCACACUGGAGAGAAACCAUAUCAGUGCUCACAGUGUGGAAAGAGUUUUAAUGGACAGAUAGAUCUGAAAAGACACCAGCGCAUUCACACUGGAGAGAAACCGUAUCAGUGCUCACAGUGUGAAAAGAGUUUUAAUAGACAGAGUCAUCUCAAAAUACACCAGCGCAUUCACACUGGAGAGAAACCGUAUCAGUGCUCACAGUGUGGAAAGGGUUUUAAUAUACAGAGUAAUCUCAAAAAACACCAGCGCAUUCAUAUUUUACAGAAAUGA